Gymnodraco acuticeps is the source of this 2339-nucleotide messenger RNA. RefSeq names its product piggyBac transposable element-derived protein 4-like. The record is from RefSeq and is a predicted model, not a curated record. Lineage: Eukaryota; Metazoa; Chordata; Actinopteri; Perciformes; Bathydraconidae. The transcript is spliced from 3 exons. The coding region runs from base 741 to 2201 and encodes 486 amino acids.
UCUGCUGUCUGUUAACGUUGUUAACCCUUUGAUACACAACAUGGGUCAAAAGUGACCCGACAGGGUUUUAACCCUUUGAUACACAACAUGGGUCAAAAGUGACCCGACAGGGUUUUAACCCUUUGAUACACAACAUGGGUCAAAAGUGACCCGACAGGGUUUUAAUUGUAAAUAUCUUUGCAAUAAAUUCAUUUUACCAUUCAGAAUUCCAGGAAUUCCUCAAGUAACUUGUUUUUGAUCAUCACAAAUUCUUAUUUUACUUUUUACUUUUUUAAUUUUUUAAUAAAAAUCAUUUUUGUACGACCCCUCUAAAACACAACAUGGGUCAAAAAUGACCCGCAUUCAUUUCCUAUGUUAUUUCAUGCAUGGCUGUGUUUCUUUGCUAUAUCUUUUAAAAUCUAUGUAUUUAACCAUUUAAUAUUGCAAAGUAUUCAUUAAAUAUCUUGUUUUUGAUGACCAUAAAUCAUUUUUUUUUCAUUUUCUCUGUCUAUAUUUUGGAACUAAAAUAGGUUUUGUAUCACUACAUCAAGUUUCCACACAUGGGUCAGAAAUGACCCGUGCAAGUGUGAAUUUGAUAGGAACCUUUGAUUUAUAAAAUGUGUGCAGUUAGGAACAUUUUUACUGUGGACAACUUUUCACUUGUCAGAAUAUGGCGCUGGUCAGAACUAAACAACUGGACAACAUUUCACAUUCCACUCUUGUCAGAAGGAAACAGGCUGCGUCUUCAGAUCUGAUUCAUUAUGGCUCGUCACACUCAUUCACGUUUCACGGCUGAAAUGGUCAUCGAGAUGUUACAUCAAGAACAGGAUAAGGAAGAUGGAGCAAUCCUUGAUUCUGACUCUGAGUCUGACCUCUCUGAUGAUGACGUAGACUAUGUGCCACAGGGUCAAGCUGAAGUUGCUGGUGAUGAAGAAGACUCCUUGGACGAGCUAGAAGACUCGUCUGAUGAGUCCUCUGAAGAGGAAACUCAGACCCAGGCCAAUAGGCUAAGUAAAAAGGGGUCUUACUGGAAUGAGCAACCCCCCACUCAAGGCAGAGCAAGAACCCAUAACAUCCUGAGGAGGUGUCCAGGACCCGUAUCUGGUUCAACAAUCAUUUCACCAAAAGAUGCCUGGGAGUUGUUCUUUAGUGAUAACAUCAUAGAGGAGUUUUUAAGAUGUACUAACUUAGAGGGACGAAGAGCCGCAGCAACAAAAGGAAAAGAGUGGAGAUGCCUCGACAAAGUGGAAUUCACGGCAUUUAUUGGUUUGACCCUCCUUGCAGGGGGGGACAAGAGCUGGGAUGUGGCCUUGCGGGAGCUCUUUCUGGAUCCCCUGCAAAAUCCGAUGUAUAAAGCCACCAUGGGGUUCCACAGAUAUGAGGAUAUCCGCCGCCUCAUACGGUUUGAUGAUAAGAGGACUAGGGCUGUUAGACUGGAAACAGACCACAUGGCUGCAUUCAGAUAUGUGUGGGACUGUUUCCUGGCCAAUUGCAAGAAAGUGUUCGUCCCCAGUGAUUGUGUCACUAUAGAUGAGCAGCUUGUGCCAUUCCGUGGAAGGUGCAAGUUCUUACAAUACAUGCCAAGCAAGCCAGCAAAAUAUGGGAUCAAAAUCUUUUGGAUGUGCGAUGCAAGGGCCCAUUAUGCAUUCAAUGGCAUGAUCUAUACAGGGCGACAGCCAGGAGAGGAUGUUCAGAGGAACCUUGGCGAGAAUAUUGUCCAACAGUUGUCCAGCGGAAUAAGACACACAGGUCGCAACAUAACCAUGGAUAACUUCUUUACCAGCAUUCCUUUGGCUGAGAAGCUCCUAGAGAAGAACCUUACGCUUGUGGGGACUCUUCGCCAGAACAAGCCAGACAUACCACCUGUCAUGAAGCCAAACAAACUGAGAGAGAAGUACAGCUCCAAAUUUGGAUUCUGUGGCAACAUGACAAUGGUGAGCUAUGUCCCGAAAAAGGGGAAGGCUGUUGUGCUGCUAAGCACAAUGCAUGAUGACACAGCAGUGGAUGACCAGAGUGUUAAGAGGAAGCCAGAAGUGAUCCAAUAUUACAACCACACAAAAUCAGGAGUGGACACAAUGGAUCAAAUGGUUCGCACGUACACCUGCAAGCGGAGAACACGGAGGUGGCCCAUGGUGCUCUGGCACAAUGUGCUGGAUGUUGCCACCCUCAACGCCUUCACCAGACACUGCACAACACCCUGGUUACAUGGGUGGUGUGACUAAUGCACGGCAGCUCUUCAUAAAGGAGCUGGGCAAAGAGCUGGUCAUGCCACACAUGAGAAGACGCUAACACUAACAGUUCAAAAAGUUCAAAAUUAAUUUUAUCAGUUGUACGGUGUAUGCUAUGUGUGAGUGUGACAA